AUGUAUGAGAUUUAUGUGGAGACCUGUGGGCAGAAUGCUCAGAACCAAGUCAACCCGGCAACAUUUGGGAAGUGGACUCCUUAUGCCCUGGACCCUCUGAUGAGCUCUUCAGAGUCCUCCUUGGACAAUGUCCCAGUACGCGUCCCGGGGCUUGGUGAAGGACUCUUUUUUGGUGGUCACUUGCUGCCUGCCCAGAAGUCCACCUCCAAAGGCUGCCAAGGGAAAACUGCCCACCAGGGCCUUGCUGGGCAGUAUCUGGGCUCUCCCAUAUGCCAGCUCGGUCUCAUGUAUGGCCAACUUCAGGCCACAGAAAGGACUCAGCAGUUCCUGCUGGUGCGCGUGGUGUUCCCCGAUCUGGGCACUCGGAGGCUGGGCACAAGAGGAAGUGCCAGGUAUCAUUAUGAUGGAAUCUGUAUCAAGAAAAGUUCUUUCUUCUAUGCGCAGUAUUGCUAUCUUCUAGGCGAAAAAAGGCAUCACAGUGGAGAUCUUGCCGCCUUUGAAAAAUCUACUAAUUAUAGCAGCAUUAUCCAACAAGAAGGAAGAACAGAGAACAGGCCGCCUAGAGCUGCAGUUCUCAUCGUGAGCUCGCAGAAGUGUGAGGAUCAUUCGCCAAUAAAGACAGACCCAGUUGGAUGCCCAUUGUCUGAAUUCAGGAGGUGUCCAUUUUGGGAGCAAGAACUGGCAAAGAAAUAUUCCUGCAAAAUGAUGGCCUUUCUUGCUGAUGAAUACUGCAACUAUUGUCAAGACAUUUUACAAAAUGUGGGGGACUUGCUUACUUCCUUCUGGAAGUCUCUGCAGCAAGACACGGUCAUGCUGAUGUCGCUGCCUGAUGUGUGCCAGCUCUUUAAAUGCUACGACAUACAGCUGUACAAGGGAAUUGAGGACGUUCUCCUUCAUGACUUCUUGGAAGAUGUUUCUAUUCAGUACCUGAAAUCUGUACGGUUAUUUAGUAAGAAGUUUAAGCUGUGGCUUCUUAAUGCUUUGGAAGGUUUUCCAGCUCUCUUACAGAUCUCCAAACUCAAAGAAGUUACUGUGUUUGUCAAAAGACUGAGAAGAAAGACAUACCUUUCCAACAUGGCAAAGACUAUGAGAAUGGUAUUGAAAAAUUACAGGAGAGUCAGCAUUUUGAAGUCAGAUCUGCACGCCAUUCUCAAUCAGGUCACCUUGGAUAUUUCCAAGAAAACUCUGGCAGGUGAUCCAAGCAACAAGGAUGAUGAACUGGAGAAAAAUUCAGAGAUGAAAUGCUUAAGCAGUUUGAUUUCUUUGCUGGGAACAUCAACAGAUCUCAGUGUAUUCCUGAACUGUCUGUCUUCAAAUCUCCAAGCAUUUGUCUUCCAGCCAAGCAGAAGCAAAGAGGAGUUUAUCAAUUUGGCCGCCAGUUUCCAGCUACGAUGGAAUUUCCUACUCACUGCCGUGAGCAAAGCCAUGACCCUCUGCCACAGAGAUAGUUUUGGUUCUUGGCAUCUAUUUCAUUUGCUGCUCUUGGAAUAUGUGAUUCAUAUACUUCAGUCAUGCAUAGAGGAGGAAGAGGAGGAGGAGGACGUGGGGAACAUCAAAGAAAUGCUACCAGAUGACCAGUCCCUUGUCCAACCAGACCAGGCACUUUUCCACCCUCCAGACUCUUCACCAACUCAGGCGUGUGCAAGCCCAAGUAUGGAGCCACCCCUGAUGCAUUUGGGCCAGAGCCGAUGUCCAGUAGGUGUGAGCAGCUUGGUCCUCAGGGUCCUGGGCUUCCUGGUGGACACCGCCACAGGCAAUAAGCUCAUCCAGGUAUUGUUGGAAGACAAGGCCACCAGAAGUGCCAUUAAACUCAGCCUUCCUGUAGGACAAGAAGCCCUCGUAACCCUAAAAGAUGGUCAAAAAUUUGUGAUUCACAUAUCAGAUGUACCCCAAAGCUCUGAAAAUAUUUAUUUCAGAGAAAGCAAUGCUAAUAUGUAA
This is a messenger RNA of Nycticebus coucang (slow loris), 1938 nucleotides long. RefSeq names its product regulatory factor X8 (gene RFX8). The record is from RefSeq and is a predicted model, not a curated record. Lineage: Eukaryota; Metazoa; Chordata; Mammalia; Primates; Lorisidae. The coding region runs from base 1 to 1938 and encodes 645 amino acids. Gene Ontology annotation, molecular function: DNA-binding transcription factor activity, RNA polymerase II-specific; RNA polymerase II cis-regulatory region sequence-specific DNA binding. The transcript has 16 exons. Gene Ontology annotation, biological process: regulation of transcription by RNA polymerase II.